This is a messenger RNA of Galleria mellonella (greater wax moth), 881 nucleotides long. RefSeq lists its product as uncharacterized. The transcript is spliced from 5 exons. The coding region runs from base 139 to 636 and encodes 165 amino acids. NCBI's taxonomy places the organism in Eukaryota, Metazoa, Arthropoda, Insecta, Lepidoptera, Pyralidae. The record is from RefSeq and is a predicted model, not a curated record.
CCCACCCACGUCGGAAGGUGUAAGGUGUAAGGGUGGGAUAUAAACAAGGGCACGCGACUGUGGCGUCCAGUCGGCACAGACGCACACCGCCGCUGGUCGUGCUGGGACCGCUCACCGCACACACCGGGAACAGAAAAAAUGUCCAGCCGAAGCGGUGUGGGAUACAGCGCAGUGAUGGUGCUGCUGGUGGCACUGGGGGCCGCAGUCGAGGUCUACGACGAGCCGACGCCAGGGGAUGUCGAUAUCGACAUGGCUUACCAGGAAGACAACGAUAUAGACACGGGACCUAUCGUUGAGAAGUUGCAUGAUCGUCCACUGAUCAGCGCGAAGGAUGUACUGAUGUACCAACUCCUCAGGGAGCUGCAGGGGAGGGAUGCGCGUUCCAGGCUACUCUACAGAACGAAUUGGCACAAAGACAAGAAUGCUGUAAGCCAAGGUAGGAAUGUGCCGAUUUCAUUGAGCAAUAAGGAUCCUGUUCACAAGAGAUUGACGAGCAUUUUGGGAAGGUUCAGCGAGGAGAACAAGAACCCAGAGUCCACGAGGCCGCAGCAGAAAUGGAAAAUCAAAAAGGGGAAAGCUAUUGGUUCACAAAUGGUUUGCUACUUCAAGCUAUGCGCCUUCCGGUCGCCGGCCUAAACCGAAUAGUCCAUUCGACUGGCAAAAGGGAUCCACGAUUGUACAAAACUUUUAAACAUCUAAUAAUAAAAUAAUGUGUUUGUCGUCUGUACAUUUAAAUUAUUAAUAGAUUGUUAACGUGCGCGAAUAACUCCCGUUCACAAAUGUGUCCUAACUGAAUAAGUAGUUAAAUUUAACGUUACUUUUAUUACUUAUCUAUUUUUUGUAAUGAUAAGGUUAUUUUUCAAUAAAUUAAUAAUAUCAUU